AUGUUCGCCGUACCAGGAUGGUCGCUGGAGAGCUCUGCGCUCCAGAAGCAGUCUCAGCCGGCAAAGCAGGCUCAGGUCGCAUCGCAGCCAACCAACGAGGCAUCGACACCCAAUGGGAAGAAUAAGGACAAGAAGCGCAAGCGUGAUAAUGUCACCUCGGGUAAUGUCAACGAAAUGUAUCGCAAGCACAUCGAGGGCCACACCGCGACAAAGCCCCAGAAGAAGCAGAAAAAGGAAAAGCCGACCCCAGCUGCUGCUCCCUCCCCGAAGACAAAUGUGGAGGACGUGAAGAAGGCCGACCCUGAGCCUGCUCAAGAGGAGGGCCAGGGGAAGAAGAAGCAGAAGAAGAACAAGAAGAACAAGGAUGCCUCGGAGGACAAGUCGGACGCCGCUGCACCGGUUCAGACGACUACCUCUGCUACAAGUUCACUUGCGGCCCCGCCGACAACGAAUGCGACCCUCACACCUCUCCAGCAGGCUAUGCGCCAAAAGCUGAUCUCCUCCCGAUUCCGCCAUUUGAACGAAACACUGUAUACUACCGACUCCUCCAAGGCAGUCGAGCUGUUCAACGCGAACCCAGAGCUUUUCGAUGAAUACCACGCUGGUUUCUCUCGCCAGGUCAAGGAAUCUUGGCCCUCCAACCCCGUCGAUGGUUAUAUUCAAGCCAUCCGUCGUCGCGGGGCAGUCCCUGUCCCCAAGAGAGGCAAGCCUCUGCCAAACAAGGCCUUGCCCCUCCCCCGUAGACCCAACGGGGUCUGCAGCAUUGCCGAUUUGGGCUGUGGUGAUGCCGCACUUGCUCGAAACCUAACGCCAUCGGCGAAGAAGCUGAACCUGAAGCUUAAUAGCUACGACCUCCAGGCCCCAGACCCUCUCAUCACCAAGGCCGACAUCUCCAAGCUCCCUGUGGAAGAUGGUUCCGUGGACGUGACCAUUUUCUGUCUGAGCCUGAUGGGCACCAACUGGGUGUCCUUCGUGGAGGAAGCCUGGAGAGUUCUCCGCGGCGACGGCAAGGGCGAGUGCUGGGUCAGCGAGGUGAAGAGCCGCUUUGGCAAAGUCACUCGCAAGAAGUCAAUGAUCGGCGCCCAGAAGCCGCUCAGCAAGACUCAGCAGAAGAAGCAGAAGAAAAGCAAGAAGGACAACGACUCCGAUAUCGACGACGCAGAUAUUUUUGCUGAAGAUGCCCGUCCCGCGGCUGAUGACGACGAGACUGAUAUCUCGGCGUUCGUGGAGGUCUUCCGGACUCGUGGGUUUGUGCUGCGCCCGGAGUCGGUGGAUAAGUCCAAUAAGAUGUUUGUCAAGAUGGAGUUUGUGAAGCAGGGCGGUGCUCCGGCCAAGGGCAAGCACUCUACUGGCUUGAGCGCACCGGCGGCCGGUGGGAAGAAGCGAUUUGUGGACCGGAAGCCGGAGGCUGAUAGUGGGAUGACUACGGAGCAGGAGGCUCAGGUCUUGAAGCCUUGUGUGUAUAAGAUUCGGUAG
This is a messenger RNA of Penicillium canariense, 1476 nucleotides long. Its product is annotated as 25S rRNA (adenine645-N1)-methyltransferase. The record is from RefSeq and is a predicted model, not a curated record. The coding region runs from base 1 to 1476 and encodes 491 amino acids. Gene Ontology annotation, biological process: ribosomal large subunit biogenesis; rRNA methylation. Gene Ontology annotation, cellular component: nucleolus. The transcript has a single exon. Gene Ontology annotation, molecular function: rRNA (adenine) methyltransferase activity. Lineage: Eukaryota; Fungi; Ascomycota; Eurotiomycetes; Eurotiales; Aspergillaceae.